ACAACAGAACAACAUGAGCAAUCUCUUGGCUGUCGUUUUCAUUGCUGCCUGCUUUACGGUGCCUCUGGCUGCCAUGUUUUCUCGGAGAUACGCCAGAAGCAUGGACUUUGAUGAUAAAAAGUCAGAAGACGAACUUCUAGGAGAGUAUUCUAUAUCGUUUAAAGACUGUGCUGAGAAGUGUGGGAGAGAUUGCGGUGUCUUUGGGUAUAAUGAAAGAUUGAAGAAAUGCCGGCUCCACAGGAAACUCCACAAGUCGUCAGCAUCAGAUGCAGAGGGCUGGAGAUAUUUUUUUCAUGAUUUUCUCGCCACAGACUGCCAGGAUCUUCUUGAUAAAGGCCGCACUAAUAGCGGCGUGUACGACAUCUAUCCUUAUAGGAUCAGUUCUAUUCCAGUCAGGGUGUUCUGUGACAUGGAUACAAUGGGAGGGGGAUGGACGGCAAUUCAAAAACGGAUAGAUGGAUCCGUGACCUUUGACAGGAUCUGGAUAGAUUACAAAAAUGGGUUUGGUUCACCGGAAGGAGAAGUCUGGAUUGGAAAUGAUAUAAUCCACCAGUUAACGAAAGAAAACACCUCAUCCCUUUAUGUAUCCAUCACUCUCCAGAAUGGUACAACACUCUAUGAAAUGUACGAUCGAUUCUCUGUCUCCAACGAAACAGCGAAAUAUCAACUCUUUCUUACAGGACCUGCCACUGGGACCCUAGGUAAAUGUUUUUAUGUAAAAUUCUUAAAACUGCAUAAAAAUCCCGAAUAUCAUCAUAUACUUCUUGGCCCGUGGGGAUCCGGGUUAGAAUAGGUCCUCAGUUCCCCCUUGCUUGUCGUAAAAGGCGACUAAAUGGGGCGGUCCUUCGGAUGAGACCGUAUAAACCGAGGCCCCGUGUCACAGCAGGUGUGGCACGAUAAAGAUCCCUCCCUGCUCAAAGGCCGUAAGUGCCGAGCAAAGCCUAAAUUUGCAGCCCUUCACCGGCAAUGGUGACGUCUCCAUAUCAGUGAAAUAUUCUGGAGAGCGACGUUAAACAGUAUACAAUC
Molecule: messenger RNA, 1026 nt
Organism: Saccostrea cuccullata (small rock oyster)
Lineage: Eukaryota; Metazoa; Mollusca; Bivalvia; Ostreida; Ostreidae
Product: angiopoietin-1-like
Exons: 4
Coding region: 14-793 (259 amino acids)
Source: RefSeq, a predicted model, not a curated record